AUGCCAUCUGUUCGUGGUGUACGUCAACUGCGCCGGGCUAAACAGGGUCGAUCUUCGGGCCCCGUAAAGCCGGUUCACGCAAAGGACGUUUUUUCAACGCCUCCUCUCAUGCCUAGAUCACUGGCUUCCUCACCUGACGUCCUCCAAACGGAUAUGUCUAACUCCAAGGGCUCUGCCUCAAACUACGGUUGCAUCAGUCUCCAAAUUCACAUCCUUACUCCACCCUUUAUUCAUCUGACCGUACCCGGCAGCCCUGACCAGCCCUGCACCACCCACUCGCUAUUAAAGCGCGUUAUGCGCCGAUAA
Dibothriocephalus latus is the source of this 306-nucleotide messenger RNA. NCBI's taxonomy places the organism in Eukaryota, Metazoa, Platyhelminthes, Cestoda, Diphyllobothriidea, Diphyllobothriidae. The record is from the annotation of a GenBank genome assembly.